UGCUGGUGCAGUUCAGAGGGAUAAAAAAACCAUGUUGGUUUCUGGACCUGGUGGAGGAUGGGAGUGGAGUAACACCAAAACCCUAACCCUCCAAGUCCUCAAUGGGCGGUGGUUCACGGUGUUUGCUUCCCUCUUAAUCAUGUCAGCCUCUGGCGCCACCUACAUGUUUGGUCUUUACUCCAGUGACAUCAAAUCUGUGCUGGGAUAUGACCAAAGUACCCUCAACCUUCUCAGCUUGUUCAAGGACUUCGGGUCCAAUGUUGGUGUCCUUUCUGGUCUGAUUAACGAGGUCACAUCCCCAUGGGUGGUCCUAUCAGUGGGUGGAGUCCUCAAUUUUUUUGGUUACUUCAUGAUUUGGAUGGCCGUGACCAAAAAAAUUGCUAAGCCUCAAGUUUGGCACAUGUGCAUGUACAUUUGUAUGGGUGCAACUUCUCAGUCUUUUGCCAAUACUGGAUCACUUAUCACUAGUGUCAAGAACUUCCCGGAGAGCCGCGGCUCCGUUUUGGGGUUCUUGAAGGGAUAUGCUGGCCUAAGUGGUGCUAUAUUCACACAGUUAUACUCUGCUUUUUAUUAUGACGACACCAAGGAUUUGAUUUUGUUGAUUGGGUGGCUUCCUACUGCCGUUUCUUUUGUUUCUCUUAGAACAAUUCGGAUUAUGAAGGUCAUUAGGCACCCCAAUGAGCUCAAAGUGUUUUAUAAUAUGCUUUAUAUCUCACUUGGGCUUGCUGGAUUUUUAAUGGUUAUGAUUAUAAUCCAGAAGAAUGUUCAUUUCACUCAAGGUGAGUACGGUGCUAGUGCUGCCAUGGUUAUUUUCUUGCUUGUCCUCCCACUUGCUGUGGUUAUUUUUGAGGAAUUUAAGAUCUUGGAAGGCAAGAAGCUCGAGUUGAAUGGCGGUUCGGACUUGAAAGUAGUUACCGAAAAGCCAAAAUCAGAAGAAGUUGGCGUUACAUCUGAUCUGUCACGGCCCAAGGAAGCGCUUGCCACCACUACCAGAGAGACUGAACCGUCAUGCUGGAAAACUAUGUUUAGGCCACCAGAGAGAGGUGAGGACUACACCAUACUCCAAGCACUUUUCAGCAUUGACAUGCUCAUUCUUUUCGUAGCAUGCAUUUGUGGUGUUGGAGGCGCAUUUACAGCAAUAGACAACUUGGGUCAGAUUGGAGCUUCUUUAGGGUACCAUAAACACAGCAUAAGCACUUUCGUGUCACUAGUAAGCAUAUGGAAUUAUUUGGGUCGGGUGGUGUCGGGUUUCGGCUCCGAAAUCUUGUUAAAAAGAUACAAAUUCCCUCGUCCUCUAAUGCUAACCCUAACCCUCUUGCUCUCUUGUGCUGGUCACCUUCUCAUUGCCUUCAAUGUCAAAAAUGGUCUCUACGUAGCCUCCGUGAUAAUAGGGUUUUGUUUAGGUGCCUUAUGGCCUCUACUUUUCGCCAUAAUUUCUGAGCUUUUCGGCCUCAAAUACUACUCGACUUUGUUCAAUUUUGGGGCAUGCGCUAGCCCGGUUGGACUAUACUUGCUCAAUGUGAGACUCGCCGGGCACAUAUAUGACAAAGAAGCCAAUAAGCAGCUUGCAGCAAAAGGGCUUGUGAGAGAAGUAGGUGAGGAGCUGACUUGCGUUGGGGGAGAGUGCUUCAAAUUGUCCUUCAUCGUGAUUGCAGCAGUUACAUUAUUUGGCACAUUUGUGUCGCUGGUUUUGGUGAUGAGAACGAGAUUUUACCAGAGUGACAUAUACAAGAAGUUCAGAGAGAAAACAGAAGCUGCUGAGGGAGAGAUGGCCAUGGCUGGUGAAAAUGGUGUCAAACCUUUGGCAACCAAUGGAAGAUCAUAGAGAUUUACAUGCCAUCAAGUAGA
Messenger RNA from Malus domestica (apple), 1848 nucleotides. RefSeq names its product protein NUCLEAR FUSION DEFECTIVE 4-like. Gene Ontology annotation, cellular component: membrane. The record is from RefSeq and is a predicted model, not a curated record. NCBI's taxonomy places the organism in Eukaryota, Viridiplantae, Streptophyta, Magnoliopsida, Rosales, Rosaceae.